This is a messenger RNA of Hippoglossus stenolepis (Pacific halibut), 2698 nucleotides long. RefSeq lists its product as uncharacterized. Lineage: Eukaryota; Metazoa; Chordata; Actinopteri; Pleuronectiformes; Pleuronectidae. The record is from RefSeq and is a predicted model, not a curated record. The coding region runs from base 95 to 2551 and encodes 818 amino acids. The transcript is spliced from 5 exons.
GUGACUUUUUAGGAGCAGAGCUGAAUCGUCAGUCCACACCUUUGAUUUCCAGUUUCAACCAUAUUGGAAAGUCGUGUUGGUUUGUUAGAGAAAUAUGAACGCAGCCGCGUCGACCUUGCACCACUCCUUCGGUCUGGGCCCUCGAGGUCCCAUGCCUCCACAUGGAGCUCCGCAGGCCCAGGGGCCCCAUCACCCACCUCCAGGCUCCUCAGGAGCUCCACGUGCUGAGGAGCAGCACCACAAACCUUUCUUCUACAUCCAGCCCUCGCAGCCGUACAUGUCCAUGCAGAGUCUGCAGUGGCCCGUGCCGCUGCCCAUGCCGGUGUCCUACAACCCGUACUACGGCUACCCUGGUUUAGGUUAUGGGAUGCCGAUGAUGCCUCACUAUCAGCCGAAUCCAUACAUGGAGCCCCCUGGCUUUGUCGUACCGCACACCCACCUCCACCUGAUGGACUACAGACGCUUGCUGAACCCUCAGUACUACCAGACCAUGGCGUACCACUCCCGCAGGUUCCGCUACCAACAGAACGUGCCGGCCAGAGAAAUGACCAGCUCUCAGGUUCAAACGGAGCCCCUGUCUGCGGCCCAGAGGAGCAGCACGCCGGCUUCCAGUGGCGCCUCGGCUGCUUCAGUCUGCAGCAGCGACUCCCCCAGUGUCUCCACCAGCCAGAUGAUCUCACCAGUCAAACAUCUCCUGGAGCAUGAAGAUCCGUCGCCCUCUUCCCCGACCAGGACGCCACCGAAUGGCAGCUUCGUGAUUCAGACGGAGGAAGUGAGGAUUGAGUGCUGCACGACACCGGUGGGAUUGCAGCUUCUGCACGCUCGUGAGACGGCAGAGGUGUCCCACAGGUAUGCACAGGACGUGGUCCAGUGUAGCUCCAUCCUCCAGGGCGGCGUGCUGCAGGACGACGGGCUGUGUCUUCCUGCAGACCAGUCGGAGCAGGCACUUCAAGCUUGUCCUGACAUUCUUCUAGUUGGCGGUGGUGAAGACAUCUCUGCUCUGGAGGAGUCCAGGAAUCCGACGGAGCUCAUUGCUGAGGUCUCCAAUGUGGGGUCUCAAGUCUCAGCUCAUGUUGACGAGACGAAGAGGGAGAAAGACCUGAGUAACUUUCGCUUCAACAUUGUUCACCUGCCCUUCGACCCCAAGUACCUGGAUGAGCUGCGCAAGAUGGAGUCCACCGUUUGGUCGGUGGCGGAAACCUUGAUCCCCUCCCAUGACUCGCUGAUCCAAAAUGGCUGCACAGGCUCUCAUGAGGAGAUGCUGGCUGCUGUCGCUGAAGUGUUGUCGGAGGAUGUGCCGACGCUGAACGAGGAGGCUCCUGCAGAAGAGGUCGUCACCAUGACCGAGAUGCCGCCUUUGGCAGAGGACGAAGUAGAGGACAUGGUUCCCGCUGCAGAGAGUCCUGCGGACGAGAUCUGCCCCAUCAUGGAUGUCGCAGAGGAAGCUCCUAUCGUCAAACUGAUGCACACAGCAGAGGUGGCUCUUGCAGUUAAUCUGUUGGGUAAUUCCCCUCUGACUGGAGAUAGAAACCAACAUGGAAGAAACACGGACGUCCAGGAUCAUCAGGACACUUCGUUUGAAUCGUUACCCGCCUACCUCCCCUCAUCCAACUGGUUGGCCGACUUCGACAACGUCUACUAUUGCAGCAAGAUGCCACCAACUCCCAAGAAGCAGAGCAAACCUGCGUCCAGCUGUGGUUUGGACGUGCCCGUCAGAAGGAGAAAACUAGACCUAGAGUACAAAGAGCAGAACAACGUUCGCAAACCUAAGGAAAGGUUCAAACCCAAAGGGAAGGUGGAUCGGCGAAGCCUCUCUGACCACGAAUGCUGCCUUCGAAGAAAUUUCAACGAGAACGCGUUCGCCCCGUAUGCGUCCAAGAGGGAGCGGCUCUGCUCCAGAUGUUCGGCAAAACAGAGGAUCUGCACGACAGCCAGUCCAGGACUUGACGGCAGGAGCUUAAAGAGAAAAGCUGGUCCCCUCCAGCAGUGGAACGACUCUCCCGUACCCACAUGUGACGCUUGUAAAUUUCACACCAAGAAACUGAUGACGAAAGGCUCCGGCCCUGACGUCCGUGGUCUCCAUCAGGGACUCGACACCGAGGGAGAGUCUUCUGAGAACAGCUCGUGUCGCAGGGGAUCAAAAUGGAGGCAAGCCGACGAUCCCAGGAAGCUGGCGGACUUCAAGAGGCCGCUGGCGUCCAAGCAGAACCAGGAGAAGUGUCCUGCAGCCUCGUACCCGAAGCUCAGGGAGAAGAACUGCGUGUGCGACGAGCCGCAGCAUCAGCCCGUCGCAUGGGAGAGGCUGCGACACUGUCACCACGGCAACAACAUCCCGGAAAUGGAUGAAAACUGCGCCAUGCCAGUUUCCGUGCAGGACAAAUGGAGGAAUGUGGAUCAGAUCUACUGGACACACAGGUGGCAAACUGACAAAUCGUGGAAGGCGAUGAUGCCCGACGUCGACGGCUCCAAGAAUGAAGCCCGAUCGCAACACUUGAAUAAGCACAAGAAAUCACAAUCACAGGGAACUCGUAGGAAAGACACAAGAUGCUGAUUUUUGCACAAGAGCACAGAGUGGAGAAAAUCACCUUUUUUAAAAAGAACUGUACACACUUAAUUUAAUAUCUCACUUAAUUUAUUUGUACAAUAUGUCACAAUGUGCACUAUUUAUUAACAUGUAAAUAAACACAAUUUAUAAUAA